AUGUAAUCAAUUAAACCCAUAGUUCAAUAAAUCUCAUAUGCCAGAUAGGGAAUUAAUGAGAAGAAGCACAUAUCAGAGAAUAUAGAAAAAAUGAAGGUUGCUUUUGAUCAAUUGGCACCAGCUAUUAGAAAUUAGCAAGAUUAUAUCUAAAACAUGAAUCCAUCUUCAAUACAAGUUAAGGAUGGUGCUGAGAAAUUAUAGGAAUAGAAAAGGUAUUUCUUAAGAUUCCUUGAUUUAAUCAAUUAUGAAUUAUCGGAAUUAAUAACGAUCGCAAGAAAUACUAUGGGUUUGAAAGAUAAGGUUACUAAUCCUGAUCCUUUUUGGGAAAAGAUUCUGUAUUAAAAAGUUAAGUUCAUAGAAUCUAUAAAGGAUUAAUUGACUCCUGAUACAAAUUAUUUUGAAUUGCUCUUUAAAACGUUAAAUCUUAGGGAUAAUCUAAUUAUACAGUUUGUUAAAGCACUGUUACAUAGAAAACUACUCUUAUGGAAGGAUAUGAAUAUAAGGAAUGAACCUUUUGUUCAUGCCUAGAUCAAGGCUUUGUUAAAUAAUAUUGAAUCUAAAUAAACGAAAGGACAAAUAGUAAGUGAAAAAUUGGAGUUUAAAGAAAUUGAUUUUGCGAAUGAAACUGUCCCAGGAGUUUGGAGAUAUUAGUUAGAAUCUAAAGAGGAAAGUUAUUCGAUCGGAAUAUUUCUUAAUUUAUUAAAAGAAACCUAUGAUGAUUUGAUUACCAGUUUAUUAAAUUAUUGCAAUUUAUCAACAGAUCCAGCUGCAUUAAAAUAAGUUACAAAUAAUUCAAAAUAAGUUUAAAGUUUGAGGCAAUAGAUUGAGAUUUUAGUUGAUGAAAAUGAGAAAUUAAACAAGUAAUUGAAUGAGUUGAAGGUCACUAAACGAUCUAAUGAAUUUGUCGAAAUUAAGAGAUUGCAGCAAGUGAUUGAAGAGUUAGAAGUUAGUCUAUCUAGGAAAACUAGAGAAAUAGAUGAAUUAAUGGCUAAUUCUAAGGGGAGUCUCAGUUUAAUCUAGAAUCUUAGAGAAAAACUUAAAGACGUUGAAGAAGAAAACCAUAGAUAUAACAAUAUAUUCUUCCCUAAAUAAAAGGAUAUUGAGCAACAGACAGGAAAAUUACUGGAUGAGUUCUUGCAAAUUAAAAAAGACAUAGAUACAUACAGUUCUUUGUUUAAGAUGGAAAGUUAAAUUAGAGAAAAAGCUCUGAAAAGCAAGGAGUAGUCAGAAGAUUAAGUCUAAAAAUUGGUUGAUAUGUUAGGAAGAUCAAAAUAAAAAAAUAAAGAACUUCAGGAGGUCAUUAAGUAAAAGGAAUCCAUAAUAAAUAAGGUCUUAGAAGCUAAAAGAUAGAAUAUGGAGGAAAUUCAAAUUUUGAAUAAAGAAAUUAUUAUUCACAAGGACUAAGUUCAAUAUGAAUAAAACAGAGUCAAAGAGGUGCAAUAAUAGUUAGAUAUAUUGGAGAAGAAGUAUCAGGAUAUGUUUGAAAUCAACACACAUUUCAAUAAAAGAAUUUAUGAACUUGAAAGAUAGAAAAAAGAGUUAUUAGAUAUCUUAAAGAAACAUGAUAUUGAACCUGAUCCAACUAAAUUAAGUUUUAUUAAUGAACUAAUAUAAUAAUGA
This is a messenger RNA of Paramecium tetraurelia, 1620 nucleotides long. RefSeq lists its product as uncharacterized. Lineage: Eukaryota; Ciliophora; Oligohymenophorea; Peniculida; Parameciidae. The transcript is spliced from 3 exons. The record is from RefSeq and is a predicted model, not a curated record.